Molecule: messenger RNA, 660 nt
Organism: Fusarium proliferatum ET1
Lineage: Eukaryota; Fungi; Ascomycota; Sordariomycetes; Hypocreales; Nectriaceae
Exons: 2
Coding region: 1-660 (219 amino acids)
Source: RefSeq, a predicted model, not a curated record
AUGGCAACUGCAGAUGUGCAAACAGCUCCUGCAUCCUCACUCGACGUAUUUUCCAAAACAGCUGCUGAAGCCGAAGUGAGAGAAAUCAGCCCGGAACUCGCAGCCAACCAUCGGUAUCUUAUCCAAUCACCAUACACGGAACAUGAGCAUUUGCUCGACCUUGACACUCUUGACAACGAAAAUGAGCUCCUCGCAAGAGCCUUGAGUCAAUUUCGAGUUCUCCGUGACGACUACGCGACAGCCCCAUACACAGAAUCCUUCAACUGGCCAGAGGUGAUCGAAGAAGUGAAACGUCUGGCGGUCGAAUCUGGAAAACCCUUCAAAGAAACGUCGUUUUAUAUUGUGGCAUUCCGAUCACGAAUCAAGAAGGAGACUGAGUAUGCUGAUCUUGGCGUUCUCGACAAGGGUGCACAUGCUGAGGCCGUGGCGAGUGGUGGAUUCCUCAAAUACUGGUUUGGAGAACCUGACUCAGAAUUGGCCAACUUGGCGACUUGUGUCUGGCGUUCGCGGGAAGAUGCCAAGAAGGGUGGUACAGGCCCAGCUCAUCGCAAAGCUGCUGGAGCAACUCGCUCCUUGUAUGCAUUCUGGAAGAUUGAUCAACAUCGACUUAUCAUUCGAGACAAUGCCGAGAGCUGGGAGAUUAUCCCCUGGCAGGAUUAG